Messenger RNA from Ostertagia ostertagi, 2226 nucleotides. NCBI's taxonomy places the organism in Eukaryota, Metazoa, Nematoda, Chromadorea, Rhabditida, Trichostrongylidae. The record is from the annotation of a GenBank genome assembly.
AUGCCGUCUCGUAUGAAUAAAUCAACCUCAAGCAACUGCCUCAAACCACUAUUAGUCACUCGAACUGCUCCUAGGAUCACACUAGUGGGUCGUGGGAGGGCGGAAAGCAUCUCAUCCACUCCUCUCAUUGGCUUAAGAAAUCCAAAGGACCAAAAGGGUGAAAUUUGGGAAUCUGGUGCAGUGAUACCUUCGAAACGUGCGCCAGUACUUGCAGACGAAGGAAUUGGCACUCUUGUUGUAGCUAAACUGCCCCUAGAAGAAAUGUCGAUGUCAACGAGGACGCUUCGGGCGAUUCAGGAGGAUCAUAGUUUGUCCAAGUCUCGAUCUCCAGAGCUCCAUGAGGAGCCUCAGUUACAACUUGUAAAGGUAGAGGAGUCGUCUUCCAUCACUAGGGAACUGAAGCCAGCAGCGUUAAUUACUAGUGCAGAGCCUUCAACGUCACUUGGUGAGCAGACUUCUGCAAGAAGCAAGAAAAUCCCUAUGGAAACACUCGCAUGUGCUCACCAGCAUUGCCACUCGACUUUUAGCCUUGUAGACGAUCUUAUCUCGCAUUUGGUCAAUUUUCACUGUCAGCAUCAGUUCAGACCGCGGAAGUUAACUUUUGUCUCACCAGAAAAGUAUGAGUUGUGGAAAGCUUCGCACCAAAAAGCUUACGACACAACUAUGGUAGAGCACGGUGUUCGAGAGGAGAGCGACGCUCAGUGUAAAUAUUGUCGCAAGUGGUUUCCCUCGCAAGUGGUCAUGAAUCGUCAUGUGAGGGAGGAGCACACGGAUCCUCACUACCCGAAGGGCACAACCAUAGAAUGCGGGGAUCCUCACUGCGAUGUCGUUUGCGACCGUAUGUCAACAUUGUGCGAACAUGUUGCACAAGAGCACGGUCGUGAUGAUUUGGUCAUCGAGGAGUUCAAGUUUCCUAACCUGCAAAGGUUUAAGGAAUGGAAGGAUCAGGUCGAAACUGAUACGAUGUCCAAAUUGUGCUGUUGUCAUCGAGUCGAACUCGUCUCAGCGGUAUACUAUCUAUGUCAUUUGAGUGGCUAUGCAAAUAGAUCUCGUCAUUCCGCUGUGCAAGUAAGUCGCUUGCGGUCGACUAAGAAGCUGGGACGUUACUGUACUGCGUUUAUGAACGCCAAAGAAAUAUCGGAUGGAAGUGUCAUAGUGCACUGCUGUCUUGGACAUUUUGGGCACAAUUUUGAUGUGAGUAGACUACCUCUUCCAAGCAAAGUUAAAGAUGAAGUGGCCGAGCUGCUGCUGAAAGGAAUGGACUCACAGACGGUUCACGAUAUGGUACGAAAAAAGUAUACUUCGGCUGAUAGAGGUUUUUAUCUAAAGCGCUAUGAGGUUCGAAACAUUGCUGAUAAACUUCGAAAGCAAGGAUUGAUAUCACCAAAGGAGAGGGAAUCAAUACUCUCUCCUCUUUCAACGCUGCAUUCUGAUCAGACGCCUGGAAAGCCUGAUAAGCAUCCUCAACAGAGUGUCAGAUUCCAGUCGGUUCGUUCCUUGCCGGACGGUCACGUAUCUGGGAAUCAUAGUGAUGCGGCACCAAAUUCCAUAAUUGCUGGUAUACGCGAUGUGUCUCCACCAAUCAUAGGGCCUUGUACAUACGUGGACUAUAGAGGAGGUGAAUACGAAGAGAUAGAUGUGGUUAGUGGCCACCAGAUGGUUGAGGGUGACGAAGAUUCCCUGACGUAUUUUGUGGAUGAGGUGCCCAGUUCGGAAAAUAUGCCGAAUUUGGUUCACUCGGUCCGAGAUGAAUCGUCAAGACCGACCAAAAUAAUGCCACUGCUAAUGGAACCACAGCCGACGGGGAACGCUGGUUUCGAUGAAACUAUGACUAGUCUAAAUAGAAGGAUAAAUGCACUUCACGCUCAAAUUAAGCAAACUGUGGAUCCUUCCAAGGUGAACAUGCUAAUGGCACAAGUACGAGCCCUGCAAGGGCAGCUCGUUAGAGGAGUACCGCAAACAACGGCGUUUUUGCAGACACUGGAACCAGAAUUUGAUGGAGAAGAAGACGUAGAGGAAGAGAGAUUUGAAGCGGUUGAACACGACGAUACGGUCUGUCUUGAGGUGGAGGUGGAAAGUUCGGAAGCGCCAUAUAGAGAGGUGCAGGUGCCUGCUGAAGAGCAUUACGAGGAGGAUUUGUCGACGGUGACCUUUGAAGGAGAGCCUUAUGAAGAGGUUGUGUCAGCGGGUUAUGAGCAUUCGGCCGAUUUGUCAUACCAUGCAUAG